Messenger RNA from Labrus mixtus (cuckoo wrasse), 287 nucleotides. RefSeq names its product splicing regulator SDE2-like. The record is from RefSeq and is a predicted model, not a curated record. Gene Ontology annotation, cellular component: nucleus. Lineage: Eukaryota; Metazoa; Chordata; Actinopteri; Labriformes; Labridae. The transcript has a single exon. The coding region runs from base 1 to 234 and encodes 77 amino acids.
AUGACCGCGCCUCAGGCCGCCGUGUCUCCGCUCGACUUGUCCUCUCUGUCCUCGGUCUCUGAGCUGGAGGCUCUGGGUCUGGAUGUCCUGAAGGGGGAGCUGAUGAGUCGGGGUCUGAAGUGUGGGGGGACGCUGACGGAGCGUGCCGCCCGACUCUUCUCCGUCCGAGGACUGACCCCGGAUCAGAUCGACCCCGCGCUGCUCGCAAAACCGAGCAAAGCUAAGAGGAAGUGAGGUCAGAGGUCACGGAGCUCUGAGAGAUUAAAGGAACAGUUUUCUAACGUUCA